UUUGGAGGUUCUUACCAGGGCUAGGCGAAAUAAAAAGCGAAUUCGCAAUGCAAAAUUAGCCCAGCCCUGCCCAUAUGCAUGAUCCAACUUAAAAAAUUUUUUAAUACAGCCCAAACCCACAAAAUUAGCGGAAAUAUAACUUUACACGAUCCCUGCAUUGUACAACUCAAAGACGGCAAUUUUAUCAUUUAUUCAACUCACAACGGCCUAGAAGCUAGAAUAUCCUCAGAUUUGUUUGAAUGGGAAGGUGCUGGAUUUGCUUUUUCUAAAGGCGUUCCUUGGGCUAGAGGUUUAACGAAGGAUUGGAAUGAAUUGUGGGCUCCAGACAUUUCAAUCCAUGGAGGUGUUUAUUGGCUUUACUAUGCGGUUCCCGUUAAGACUGGGACAAAAACCGCAAUAAUUGGCUUGGCAACAAGUACAAGUGGAAUGCCAGAUUCUUGGAAGGAUCAAGGCCAAGUAAAAGAGAUUUUAUAGUGAAAUUGUUGUCGGCUAGGACCCGACCCUAAGAGCCAAGUUCAUUUCUUACUCUCCCUCCUACCUCUGACCCUUAAGUUGUCUAAAUUUUCGUAUAAUUGGAACUGUGCCAUAAGGACUUUAAAAACCGAAAAACG
Messenger RNA from Meloidogyne enterolobii, 611 nucleotides. Lineage: Eukaryota; Metazoa; Nematoda; Chromadorea; Rhabditida; Meloidogynidae. The record is from the annotation of a GenBank genome assembly.